CUAAGUAUCAAGUUAUGUAUUUUUUCUAUAGUUGUGAAUAGCAGUGGUCUACGACCUAAGUUGUUCUGGACUCAGAAAGUAUGAACACCUUCCUAUCAUGUCUUCUGUUACUUUACGUAAUCUACCACUGCCACUGCGAGAACAACACGUAUACCAAUAAGUAUGAUGGCAUAGACCUGGAUCAAAUCCUGUCAAGCGAUAGGCUACUGGAUGGCUAUGUGAAUUGCCUUCUGGAUAAAGGACCGUGCACUCCUGAUGGCAAGGAAUUGAAACAAAACCUUCCUGAUGCAAUUCAAGACGACUGCAGCAAAUGCACGGAGAAACAGCGCGAGGGUGCUGACAAAGUGAUGCACUAUGUCAUCGAUCAUCGACCGGAAGACUGGAAGAGGCUUGAAGAAAAAUACAAUUCUGAUGGGACCUACAAACUGAAGUAUUUAACAACCAAAGAACCAGCUGACAAACCUGCGUCCAAAGAGGAUACAAGUGAAAGUGGUAGUUACGAUGACGAUGCUGAUGAUGAAGACGACGAAAACAAUAAAGAUCAUUAUACGAAAAAGGAUGUAACGAAAUAAUUUAACUUAAUUUUAUAUCGUACUUGUAGCUCAAUGAACAAAAGACCUGUUACGAAAGUCGCUAAUAAAUAUUUGGGGAAAGCAA
Molecule: messenger RNA, 657 nt
Organism: Maniola jurtina (meadow brown)
Lineage: Eukaryota; Metazoa; Arthropoda; Insecta; Lepidoptera; Nymphalidae
Gene: CSP12
Product: ejaculatory bulb-specific protein 3-like
Exons: 4
Coding region: 81-572 (163 amino acids)
Source: RefSeq, a predicted model, not a curated record